Molecule: messenger RNA, 2274 nt
Organism: Triplophysa rosa
Lineage: Eukaryota; Metazoa; Chordata; Actinopteri; Cypriniformes; Nemacheilidae
Gene: scg2a
Product: secretogranin II a
Exons: 2
Coding region: 132-1934 (600 amino acids)
Cellular component (GO): secretory granule
Source: RefSeq, a predicted model, not a curated record
GUGCUGACGCGAGAGAUAUUGCGCACACGAGCUCACAGUGCAACACAGCGGCAAACACACCGACAGCGCGAGAGCGAUGCGCAGCGCACUCACGACUCUCCGUUAAAGCAGACCUAGAGCAAAGGUAAAUCAUGUUAUUCCCUGUUAAGGGGGUGUCCAUCUUAGCCUGCCUACACCUCCUCCCCCUUUUCCUCACUCUCGUUUAUGGAAUUCAAGGAGCCACAUUACGGGAACAUCGCUUGCGCGAACCGGGUUCAUAUGAACCCGGGUUCCAGCUCCGUCCUCCUCCAAGUGCCGAGAUGCUCAGAGCGCUACGCUACAUCCAAAGUCUUAGCCAGGGAACCCUGUCCAAACCCCCUGCGGACAAUCAACAGCCGGUGGACACAGACCUCGAACCAGAUGACAUGGAGAGUGUUCGUUCAAUGCUCCGACUAGCAGCUCCUGCCCAAGGAUCCAUGGCGACGGAGAGAGAUCUGGAAGAGAGGGAGGAUGACAACAACAAAGCUCAACAGUGGCUGCAAGCGGUGCUUACUACACUACAACAGACAGAAGAGCAAACGGUUCCCCAAAAGAUGUCUCGGAAGGUCACCGGGCACACCUCAUCACCGCCUCACCCUCACUAUCCCAUCCAGCCGAGACCAAAACAACAGCUGGAAGUGGAAACCUCUAGCGCUGAAAAUUACGAGAGAAGCACAUGGGGAAAUCCGAGCAACCAGAGGCGACACCGACAGUACCCGCUAAUAUUUGAGAACGAGGAAGACCAAGAACAGCCACUGAAACGGACCAAUGAGAACGCAGAGGAGCAGUACACACCCCAAAAACUGGCCACGCUUCAGUCGGUGUUUGAGGAACUGAGUGGAAUCUCCACUGCGAAGACCAACAGCAAGCGUGAAAGUGCAGUCGCCAGCAGUGAGGAUGAUGAUGACUUGUACAGGCAGAGGAAGAUGGCUUUGGAGGACAUCUUGGGAACAAACGAAUGGGAACCUUCAGAGGAGCAAACAGAAAUAGAAGAAGAACAAAGAGAGAGACAUGGAUUUGAUGAUGAUGAUGAAGUCAAAAGAUCCAACCAACCUGAUUUGUUCACAACAGAAAAAGAGGACUCCGAAGACAUCGCAAAACUUGUGAACCUGCUGAAACUUCUAGAAAGCAAAGAGCAAAAACGUGAAGAUGUGAACGACAUGGAACAAGAGGAGCAAGAAACGUAUAGAGAAGUAGAGAAGAAAGAUGCAAAUGAAGAGGACGAAGAGGAGGAGAAUGAGGAGAGAGAUGAAGAAGAGAGAGAAAUCAAGUCCAUGCAUAAAACAUUCCCCCAGACUUUAUCACAGCUUAUCACAAUGUCACAAAAGCUCCAGAUCCCACCGGCGGAUGUGCUCGACCUCCUUCAGAACAACCUGAAGGACUUCAGAAUCCCGGCGCAGUCGCGAACCCCCCAACGCACCUACACGCCGCACCAACGUCCACUGCAGACGUUACAGAGGAACAGGGUCACACAAGACAUCUUGAGCAUCCUCGAGCUGGUGAGCGCGGCGCAGCAAAACGAUAAACUUCCCCAAAGACCCUCUCAAACAAAACCAUCACGUUACUACGAGAAGGAACGAGACCUCCCAAGCUACGGGUUCCUGGAACCCAGCAGGGACGACUACGAUGACACCACAGGCGAGGAAGACGAACUCACCAGUUUCCUAGCAUCAGAGAUGCUCGCGCCAAGGCAUGCACAUCUGAGGCCCGCCCUCGAGCAACGAUCCAUCUACGGUACGCUUGAACGUGCAGUCCAGGAUUACUUGGAUAAAAACUCAGCAGAAAAGAGACCAGUGGAGCGCAAGAGCACCGCCACGAGUUUAGACGACAACACGAUGAUGAGGAUCCUAAAAUACCUGGAGCCCGAGAGCGAUGACGAAACGGACUCUGAGAGCAAAACCAUCCCUGAGAUGUAGAGAUGUACAGACUGAUUAUAUUCAUUGUUUGAAUUUCGAAUUGUCAUAUAAUAAAUUAUUUUGAAAUAUAUAUAUACACACAGUAUAUACAUUCCUCGAUUGUGUUUAGUCAACCUAGUGUUUAGAUUUUUUCUUAUUUUGUGUUCUGUAGAAUAAAGCAGUAUUUUAGUAAAAGCAAAGAAUUGUUUUUUUUAGUUCAAGGUAGUCGUUUUUCAGUAGCCAACGAUGUAAGUCACUGGUGAACAUAUGAACACACACACACAGAUUUCCUCCAGACAUUAGUUGUGUUUUUGUGCGUGUGAUGAGCUCAGAGGUCAAUAAAGCACUUGUUCACACUGCG